Salarias fasciatus (jewelled blenny) is the source of this 3617-nucleotide messenger RNA. RefSeq names its product transmembrane protein 198aa (gene tmem198aa). The record is from RefSeq and is a predicted model, not a curated record. NCBI's taxonomy places the organism in Eukaryota, Metazoa, Chordata, Actinopteri, Blenniiformes, Blenniidae. Gene Ontology annotation, cellular component: plasma membrane; cytoplasmic vesicle. The transcript is spliced from 7 exons. Gene Ontology annotation, biological process: positive regulation of canonical Wnt signaling pathway. The coding region runs from base 610 to 1779 and encodes 389 amino acids.
AGUGAGAAAGACGGGAGCACAAAGGACGCGCACACACUGCUCCUUCAGGAGGGAGAUAAUUGGGUGCAUGAUGUAAACAUGGAAUAAAAAAAAAAAAACGAAAAAGAAAAAAAGACGCAAGGCUGCAUUUCUGUUUCCCGUCGCCCCGGUCCAUUAUCGGUGGUUAAUAUUACAUGAGGUGCCCGCGAACAGCUGCGCGUCUGUCGGCGGACAACGAGGGACAAGUGAGAAAUUAAAGCCAAGAGUGGAGGAGAGGAGAGAGGAGUUCAGCAUUGUUUCAUCUCCGCUUCUGGGUUUGGUUUUUUUUUUAUUUUUUAUUUUUCUCUCCCCCGGAGUUUCCCCCCCUUGACUGCGGUCUGAACCCGCUUCACAGAGGCGAGAUGUUGGGUUUUUCAAGCUGACCAAAUCCGACAAAAGACGAUUAAUCUGCGUUCCUUUUGCGCACGGGAAUGACAAAAGGAAGAUCGCACCAAUAUGUUGCAUUUCUGAGGUAGAUGCGUCUCCAUGGGCGAGGCUCAUUGAUCCAGAACACGUCUCCCAACCCCGCAUCUUACCCCGUCUCCCCGUAAACCCCGUCCCCACCCCCCGUCCCCCCGCACAUCAGCCAUCAUGCCUUCCACCGGCCGCCUGCUGGGUCUGGCCGAGAUGGGGCUGCGCUGCGACCAGGAGAUUGAGAGGAGAUACGAGAUCGUGCCCUCGGUGGUCUGCUCCAUGUGCUGCCUUUUUGGAAUCAUCUACUGCUUUUUCGGCUAUCGAUGCUUCAAGGCCGUCUUAUUUCUCACGGGCCUAAUGUUUGGCUCUGUGGUCAUCUUCAUGCUGUGCUACAAGGAGAGGGUGAUGGACACGCAGCUCAGCGUGGAAGCGUCGGUGGGCAUCGGCCUGGGCAUCGGGACGCUGUGCGGCCUGGUGACCAUGCUGGUUCGCAGCGUCGGACUCUUUAUGGUCGGCCUGCUGCUCGGCCUGCUGGUCGGAGUGGCCUCACUGGUGGUCAUGGAGGAGUUCUACCACCCGAGAACAGUGUGGGUUCCUCUGGGGAUCCUCCUGGGUUCCGGGACGCUGUUCGCCGUUCUCACACUUCAGUGGCAACGCUGUUUUGUCACCCUCUCUACCGCCACGUUCGGCUCCGCCAUCAUCACGGUCACUGUGGAUUAUUUCAUAGAGCUCUUCGCACUGGUACACUACAUCUAUGAGAGACUCAGGGUGGCGCCCAAGAAGCCGGUCUGCUGGUUCACGUGGGUCAUCCUGGGGGUGUGGCCUGUCCUGGCGCUCCUGGGAGUGCUGAUCCAGUGGAAAGUCACUGCAGAGGGAUUUUCUCACACUGAGGUGGUUCUGAGUCGGCAGCAGCGCAGAGUCCAGCUCAUGCGGAUCCGGCAGCGGGAAGAGAGGCUGAAGAAGGAGAAGGAGAACAAGAAGAAGAAGAAGCGGCAGACCCAGAAGACCAGCCACAAGCAGAAGGCCCACACCCACCAUCACCACCACCAGCAGUACCACCACCCGUCAGUGUCCCACCCCCACCACCAGACCCAGAACUCCCAGCCCCCGAAGGUCCCCCCUCCUCCUCAGACCGAGCCCGGAUAUCACCGCAAGGCCAAUCCGAAGAGACGCUUUGAUGGAGACGUGCUGUCGCCGAGCUACAUCCGGAGCUUCCGGGACAGACAGACGGACAGGCGGGCGUACUCCCACAGUCGGAUGAGCCGCUCUCGAAUGGCCGAACUCGACUACGACUGCGGCUCUCAGGUCCCCCUCACAGCUCCGACCGGACCCCCGGUUCGCAUCUGAGGCAGCAAACUGGAGAAAAAAGAAACAAAAACAAAUCCACACGCAAUCACAGUCUACUUCAAAACUCUGAGCGGCGCAGUCAAGGCUGUACAAACCAAACUCACCGUGCCAACCUGACCAUGAACGCAACGGGAGCCCGACGCGACCCGCGCUGCUUCCCUCUCAUCAGAACUGUUCCAGGUUGUAUUUAUUUGGUCAGUUUGUCUUUUUUGAAAGUCGAGAUAUAAGAGCAGAAGGAGCAAGUAUCGAAUCGUCUUUAGUUAUUAGGCCGACCUGAAGGAUCCUUGGGAAAAAUGGACCUGUCCUAUGCUGAAUGAACUGAACCCUCUCUUUUUAAUUGGAUUUUUGAUUGCUUCAAGCUACAACAGUUAUUUUCCAGUGGGAUGUGAAAAAACAACAUCUGAGCACCACACCAUUUCAGAUGAAAGUUCAGCACAUGGCAUUCAUGGAGCUAAAGCGACGCUGAUUUUAAGAGGCCUGCUCGAGUAUUUCAGGAGGAAACAUUUUGCUUUAGGGAUGCUGCGGGGAGCCCUUUGAGGAAAAACGAGACAAAAACAGCAUACAAAAAGCACAGCGAACACUGGAAACUCAAAGGCAGCUCGUCCUUGCGGCGCUUCACUCUGAAAGGUCACCGUGGGAAGUAUUCAGGGAGUCAACAUUUUAUCUCCACUGACAACCUGUAAAUCCAGACGUGGCAGCACAAGGCCUCUCCUGAAACACGCGCAGCGCGGAUUGGGUUUUCAGUGUGAAUCGGAUUACGUGGUUCACACUUAGGACAAUUUCUGCGUGUCUUCUCCAACGAAUCAGUGUUACAUCGCCUGAAUUGGUGCCAUUUCCUGUGGAGAAUGUGCUUACAUCUCAUCACCUUCCCUGUAUCCUUAAUUACCAGAUGUUCCAGCCACAGACCUGAGAAGAAGACACAACACCCCCUCUCCUUCUGUCCUCGUUCCACUGAAUCGAAGAUAUUUGUGCAAGCUGUGUGAUUCUCCCCGUCGACAUGUCUCCAAGUGCUCUCGUGUCCCUUUUUCUGCCUCACGCCCUGUUAAUGUUUCACCUUUUACAGAUUUUGAAAGUUUAAAUGUUCUGUUCGGAUGGAAAUGUUUGUCUGAUUCUGCUCAUCUGGAAAUCGCACUGUUGUCAUCUAAUCGGAGGAAGAUGGGUGACAGUGAAAAAAUGUUAUAAAUAGUGUGUUUAUGUGUGUGUGAGUGGACACAUGAGCCCUGUGGCAAGUGAUGGACUGUACCAAAGAUUGACCAAGGAGAGGGGUGGAUCAACUGUAAUGUAUGAAAAAACAUGCUGUUCUCCUCCUUUCCCCUCUGUGCCAACAUGCUGGCCUGGUUCAAAAUACAAAUUCUUUUGAGUGUGGAAAAUUGGUUGAAUGAUUUAAAAUGGAUGAUAAUCGAAAUGAGUAUCAUCUCCUGUAGAGGAUGAGGCUGUAAGAAAAAUGAAAGCAUUUGCUGUUGGCUCCCUCUGCUGUUUACUACUGGACCUUUUUUCCCCCCUCCCUUGUGUGUACGUUGGGCUUUUUGUUUUGUUUUUGUGUGUGUACAGACAUUUACUCUGACUUGAAAUUCAGAUGUGCUCUUUACGUUGGUACUUGCGCACUAAAAUCAAGCAGGAAGAGUGUGCAUAGGAAGUAUUUUAAUUGAAAUAGUCUGUUUCUUUGUUGUCUUUUUUGACAUGCUGGAGUUCACAAUAAUCACUUCAAACUGCCAAAUUCACAAUACCUCCUGAGGUUUUAUGCUACAUGAUGAGAAGCUGAAAAUAAAACUGCAGUGAUUAUUAAAAAAAAAAAAAAAAAGAGAGAAAUUCCUGUUGUAGGAAUUGGAGGUUUACUU